Molecule: messenger RNA, 3477 nt
Organism: Scatophagus argus
Lineage: Eukaryota; Metazoa; Chordata; Actinopteri; Scatophagidae
Gene: fndc5b
Product: fibronectin type III domain containing 5b
Exons: 6
Coding region: 377-1003 (208 amino acids)
Molecular function (GO): protein binding
Source: RefSeq, a predicted model, not a curated record
AGAGAGAGUCAUUAGCUGUGGUUGCACGUUGCACUCUGCAGCACUUGCACGCCUUUUACGCUGCGCUCACCUCUCCGCGUAGUAAAGCCCCUCCACGCCGUCACGCAGUCUGCCGGUGGUCUUGGGGAACGUCGCUGACUCUCCAACGGACACGGUUUCGAACACCACCCCCUUCUGUCCUCUUAACCCUCCACCUCAUCCUCUUCCUCUGGCUGUUGUUGCGCUUCUGCUGCAGCGUCCAAGUUCAGGUGAGCUUCGUCGCCGGCACAACAAGUCCUUUCUCCGGUACCGACCGGGAUGCUUGCUCCAUCCCGUUAAAUGGGAUGUUAUAAAUGGGCCCCGCAGGAUGUGAAGCCUCGCUAGAAGAAGCAGGAGGAUGGCUAAACCAAGCUUGUCUGCGGCGGUGCUGCUGCUGCUCCUGCUGGGCUUCCUGUCGGUGUCCUCCGUCAAUGCCGACACCCUGCUGUCAGCUCCGCUCAAUGUGACCAUCAGAGAGAUUGAGGUCAACUCCGCCGUGGUCACGUGGGAAAUCUUGGAGGGGGACCCCGUCAUUGGAUUUGCCAUCACCCAACAGAAGAAGGAUGUGCGCAUGCUGAGGUUCAUCCAGGAGGUGAACACCACCACGCGCUCCUGUGCACUGUGGGAUCUGGAUGAGGACACGGAGUACAUCGUUCACGUUCAGAGCAUCAGCAUGGGGGGCAGCAGCCCCCCCAGUGAGCCGGUCCUCUUCAGAACGCCCAAAGAAUCAGAGAAGAUGGCGUCCAAGAGCCCAGAUGAGGUGACAAUGGAGGAGGUGGGCCAGGCUGCCCAGCUGAGGGCCGGAGAACUCAUCAUCAUUGUAGUGGUGCUCAUCAUGUGGGCAGGGGUGAUCGCCCUGUUUUGUCGUCAGUAUGACAUCAUCAAAGACAAUGAGCCCAACAACAACAAGGACAAAGCCAAGAACUCCUCAGAAUGCAGUACUCCGGAGCACCCACAGGGGGGGCUACUGCGCAGCAACGUCUAAGACCAGCCCUGCUUAGCCUUGUGCAAUAACCUACUCCUUGAACCUCAGGACAGACCCUGAGACCAACAGAAAGCCAUUCUCAGACACCAUUGUACUGAGGAACCGAUAAACCAUUACAGAAACUCUUCUCUACAUGAUGAACUGUUCAAAAGUAAUGGACAUACAUCUGAAUUUGCCAAAAGGCAGAAAACAGGACACAGAAGAGGACUAAACUACAUUCACUUUUGUUGUAACCAAAACUGGACUGCAGUGCACAGCCACUAUAGAGACAAGAUGUAAAAUGGCUGUCUAUCAACACACCAGGGGUGACAGCAUUUCUUCUUGACCGCUUGAUGCAUAAGUUCUGGUUAGUCUUUAUCAGAGGCACACUGAAUUCCAGGAGUAGAUCAUCCAACAUGAAUGUCUGAAUGGUUUUCUCAACUUCAGGUUUGCACUGCUGGUCAGAGAUGGUGGAUAUGUUGGUUGGCUCACAAGAAUAGCUGCUCCUUCGAGUCCAGGCACACGACUAAACAAGCUAAGCUCUGUUUUAAACCAAGGACUUACUAGUUUUUCUCCAUAAGCAUUCACUCCGCUCCGUCUUUACAGCCCUUUGUGUAGCAGCUCAUGCCUCUCCCCGUCUUUCUGUGUCGAUGUCCCUCUAAUAACAUUGCCGUUUGGUGCUCCUCCUGUUGUGAUUGUUUGAGGCCUCACAAUCCUAAUCUUAAGUAGGUUAUCAUUUUGUUUUUGGGUCAGAAAUAUAGCACAGAGCCUUGUCUCCUGACUUUUUCCCCUCUCUCUGUCAUCAGUUAAAUGAUGCAGCUGUUUCUCUCUCCUCUCUGAACUGGAAACAUAACAGCCUUGUCAGUUCAGGGAUAAAAUUUGACACAUUUUUUACAGUACCUCAUAUUUUCUUUAUAUGAGUUGGAUGGUGCUGAAUCACAGCUGAAUGCAGCCAUGAUUCAGACAAAGUUCAAGGAUUGAUCGACCAGGCAGUCUCUCAUCAGAACAGUGUCUCACUCUUAAAUUUUACAGCUUUGAAAUGCAGAAGUUAACUUCAGAGUCGAACUUUUAAAAGACUGGCAUGGCUGUAAAAUGACUGAUUUGGGUUCAGAUUGAGGUUUACUGUUCAUCACUGCAUAUUCAUCACCAUAUGCUGCCUGUGGUCUGUAACGGGAUGUGCAGGGAAUAAGAAUGGAGAUAUCCAGGGCAUUAUUCCUAAUGAAAUGUAUACACUGGGCAAAGUUUGGCUGACUUUACUCUCUGGUUUGGCUGAAGAUUAGCAGUGAUGGCAGGCUGUAAAAGCACACAGAUGAUCCACUCCGCUGUGUGACUGAGCCCUGUUUUGAAAUGUAAACUGUCUUCUCUCAGUCCCCCUUUGUAACUGUCAUUAAUAUGCUUCUCACCAUUCUCUCUAAUGCUAUAGAGAACAAGGCAUAAAAGCCAGGUGUAAAUUCACCAACAAUGCACCAAAGAUUUGAUCAUCCAAACUGCCAGCACAAUCUCGUAUUUUCAAAGAUUGGCAGUAUAAUUAAAAUUUACAAGAAUAUGUAAUCUAUUGUCUGAUGGCUAACAUUCUCAUCUUUUCAUUUAUUUUGUUCAUUUUUGUUUAAGAAUGCUGUCAUGAAAAUAACCCAGGUGCAUUAAUCAUCAAGGUUUGUGUCCAAAUCCAUGGUGUUACUUUAGGGGAACUGUUAACUGUAGUUCUUCAGCCUGGUCCACAUAUAUAUGGUAUGAUGCUUGCCAUUGUGUGGGACAGUUGUUACGGGAGUUCUAAUCUGCAAGUGAAUGCUUCAGUUGUGCUGAAAUAAUUAAUCAAAUAAGUAAUAGAAGAAGAAAUCCUUUUUUUGUAAUGUGAAAAUGAAUUGAUGAGAGAUAAUUUCAUUUCAUUUCAGUCAUUUAAAAAGGUCUGAUAACUGUGAUGGCAUUUGUCAUUAUUUUUAUAAGAAAAAUGGCCAAUAUUCUCCACUUUCCUUCUUGGGGAAAAAAAUUGUCAUGAAGACCAAAAAUCAACAAUGAAUUUAUCCAGCUGUCACAGUUGUCCAUGUUAUCUGGGUUGCCAAAGCAUGAACAUGGCCACCGUAGUGGUUGGAUUUGGUCUUUUAAUGGGAUUUGCUGACAAAAAUGAGAAAUAUAAAAUAACAACAGUAAUCCUUAAUUCUUUAAAGCAAAAUGAAUGGAUCAAUCAGUGAGGAAAAUCCUGACAAUUUGCAGCCCUCAUUAUGCACACUUGAACAGUGUACUAUUGAAGGAUAGAUCAUUGCAUACUUAUUUAUAACCUUACCACUUUCAUAGUUACGACUUCAUCAAGUUUUGCAAAGGUGCAAAGGAAUUCAUCAGAAUUAUCCAGCUAAAGAUAAAGAUUCAUUAUUUCCUUUGAGGCUUCCUGCUCAAUUAUGAUGUGCUAUCCCACAUAACUGAAAAUAUACUGGAGCAAACCCCUGAAUACUGACUCUCAACAGUUGAGUUCACUGAAAAGUCAAAAUAAAAAAAAAAAA